CUCUAGGUCCUCUUGCACGGGAGUGGUGAGUACACGUAAAAAGGAGAGCCGUAGCGAGGAGAGCGUGAUGGCUGCAGAAGCAACGUAUCGGAGGCCCGAGAUCCGGAAAGACGCUAUCCACAACCGGUGGAUCAUAUUCUCACCGGCGAGAGCACGGCGACCUUCGGACUUCAAGUCCAAUUCAGACCUAAAUCCGAACUCCAACAACCGAUCUGAGUGCCCCUUCUGCGUGGGCCACGAGCACGAGUGUGCGCCGGAGAUUUUCCGGGUCCCGCCCGAUUCCACGUCCGACUGGCAAAUCAGAGUCAUCCAGAACCUCUACCCUGCUCUCAACCGUGAACUCAAUUUUCCAAAUUGCCCUUCCGAGUCCGGUCAAUGUAGCGGCGACGUGGCUGUGAUUGGGUUCGGGUUUCACGACGUUGUGAUCGAGUCGCCAGUUCACCCUGUUCACUUGGCCGAUCUUUCUCCGGCUCAGGUAGGCGAUGUCUUGCUCGCUUACAAGACCAGAAUUGACCAGCUUCGCACUUUGGAUUCCAUCAAAUAUGUUCAGGUGUUCAAAAAUCAUGGUUCAUCAGCUGGUGCAUCGAUGAGUCAUUCACACAGUCAGAUAAUGGCACUUCCUGUUGUUCCUUCCGCGGUGUCUUCACGCAUUGAAAGCAUGAAGGAAUUCUUUGAGCAGACAGGAAAAUGUAGCCUCUGCCAAGUCCGGACGGACCAUUUAUUGAUUGAUGAAUCCACCCAUUUCCUGUCGAUUGUUCCAUUUGCUGCAACUUUCCCUUUUGAGAUAUGGGCUAUUCCUCGAUAUCACUCUUCUCAUUUUCAUGAGCUAGAUAGCGACAAGGCAGUGGAUCUUGGAGGAUUACUAAAACUUAUGCUUGUGAAGAUGUCUUCACAGUUGAACAACCCGCCUUUCAAUUUAAUGAUUCACACUGCUCCACUUCAGAUCAAUCCCUCACAAUUACCUUCCACUCACUGGUUUUUACAGAUAGUGCCCCAGUUAAGUGGUGUGGGGGGAUUUGAGAUGGGGACAGGGUGUUACAUAAAUCCUGUUUUCCCGGAGGAUGCUGCGAAAGUUUUGAGAGAAGUAAGUGUUCCAAAUAAUGGAUGAAAGUUUACAAGCACAUUUUUUUGGUUUAGCGCAUAUAAUUAUGAAAAAUAGUUUUAUAACAUGUGUGGGAAUAUUUUUUUUUUUUUUAAUUUGUUAUAUCAGUGUAAGUACAUGUGGAUAGUUUAAGAUAUUCUGUAUUCACCUUGUUUAUGGUGUUAUACCAUUGUAUUAUAUUCUGGAAUUGACUGUGAGAAGCGAUACUACUAUUAAA
Molecule: messenger RNA, 1319 nt
Organism: Olea europaea var. sylvestris
Lineage: Eukaryota; Viridiplantae; Streptophyta; Magnoliopsida; Lamiales; Oleaceae
Product: ADP-glucose phosphorylase-like
Exons: 3
Coding region: 68-1108 (346 amino acids)
Biological process (GO): beta-D-galactose catabolic process via UDP-galactose, Leloir pathway
Molecular function (GO): UDP-glucose:hexose-1-phosphate uridylyltransferase activity; zinc ion binding
Source: RefSeq, a predicted model, not a curated record